Canariomyces notabilis is the source of this 1722-nucleotide messenger RNA. RefSeq names its product multicopper oxidase. Gene Ontology annotation, molecular function: oxidoreductase activity; copper ion binding. The transcript is spliced from 2 exons. Lineage: Eukaryota; Fungi; Ascomycota; Sordariomycetes; Sordariales; Chaetomiaceae. The record is from RefSeq and is a predicted model, not a curated record. The coding region runs from base 1 to 1722 and encodes 573 amino acids.
AUGAUUUCGCGUCUUCUUGCCACAAGCAGUUUUACUGCUACACUGGCUUCUGCUCUGCCGGGACUAGUACACGCCCCUCAUUCAAGCGCACUGCUGGCUCGUUCCUCCUGUAGCGGCAAUACGGCGUCAACCCGGUCCCAAUGGUGCGACUACUCCAUCGACACCGACUAUACGACAGAGCCCGUUGACACGGGCGUCACUCGAGAGUACUGGCUUGAGUUAACGGACGUAACCGUGUCACCGGACGGGGUGUCGCGGUCAGCAAUGGCUGUCAAUGGCUCCAUCCCCGGUCCAACCAUCUUCGCUGACUGGGGUGAUACCGUCGUCGUUCACGUCACCAACUCGUUAUCCACUUCUCUGAACGGCACAAGCAUCCACUGGCAUGGAAUCCGCCAAAAUUACACCAACCAGAAUGACGGUGUUGCCUCCAUUACGCAGUGUCCUCUGGUGGUUGGCGAAUCAACCACCUACACCUGGAAAGCAACACAAUAUGGCUCGUCUUGGUACCAUUCUCACUUCAGCCUUCAAGCGUGGGAAGGCGUCUUUGGUGGGAUCAUCAUCAAUGGCCCUUCUACCGCUAACUACGACGAGGAUCUUGGCAUGCUUUUCCUCAACGAUUGGGAUCACCAAACUGUCGAUGAGCUCUAUUCCAGUGCUGAAACGUCUGGGCCACCCACCUUGGCCAACGGUCUCAUUAACGGUACCAACGUGUACGGGGAAGAUGGUGAUUCAUCCCAGACCGGAACAAGAUUGGCUGUCUCAUUCACGUCUGGCACCUCAUACCGCAUGCGGCUGGUGAAUGCCGCCGUCGACACGCAUUGGAGAUUCUCCAUCGACAACCACACUAUGACUGUAAUGGCAGCUGAUCUCGUUCCAAUUGUGCCAUAUGAAACGACGGUUAUCACAAUUGGGAUGGGACAAAGAUACGACAUAGUCGUCACGGCAGAUCAAGCUGAUGUCGCGGAUAACUUCUGGAUGAGGGCUAUUCCACAGUCAGCAUGCUCUGACAACGACAGCACCGAAAAUAUCAAAGGGAUCGUCUACUACGGUGAUAGUCCCGGCACCCCUUCGACAACUGGUUACGACUUCAAGGACGCCUGCGACGAUGAGACGGCCAACAUCACCCCUUACAUUUCCAAGACGGUUUCUUCGGCACAGUGGAAUGACUUGGAAACCGCCUCAGUCUCUAGGAACUCGGCUGGCCUCUUCAAAUGGUAUCUCAACAGCACGACCAUGCUAGUUGACUGGGCCAAACCCACUCUGGAAAUGGUGACGGAUAACAUCACCGAAUACGAGUCGGAUGACGCCAUCAUUGAGCUGAAUGAAGCCAACCAGUGGGUGUACAUGGUGGUUCAAACAACGCUGCAGGUUCCGCACCCAAUCCAUCUGCACGGUCACGAUUUCUUCAUUCUCGCCCAAGGUUCAGGGACAUACGACUCGUCGACAGUAACACUGGAGACCGAUAACCCACCCAGACGCGAUACGGCCAUGCUGCCAUCGCAGGGAUAUUUGGUCAUGGCCUGGGAGACGGACAACCCUGGUGUAUGGCUGAUGCACUGUCACAUCGGUUGGCAUACCUCAGAGGGCUUCGCCCUCCAGUUCAUUGAGCGGAAGAGCGAGAUCGCGUCGAUCGUCAGUACGUCAACUCUGGAAGACAUUUGCACUAAGUGGGAGGAGUUUCAAGGGGAUUAUUCAAUUGAACAAGAAGACUCUGGUGUAUGA